Molecule: messenger RNA, 406 nt
Organism: Staurois parvus
Lineage: Eukaryota; Metazoa; Chordata; Amphibia; Anura; Ranidae
Source: the annotation of a GenBank genome assembly
AGGGAUUGGAACACCUGAAUCACAUGAUAUGGAGGGGAUUGGAACACCUGAAUCACAUGAUAUGGAGGGGAUUGGAACACCUGAAUCACAUGAUUGGGAGGGGAUUGGAACACCUGAAUCACAUGAUUGGGAGGGGAUUGGAACACCUGAAUCACAUGAUUGGGAGGUGAUUGGAACACCUGAAUCACAUGAUUGGGAGGGGAUUGGAAUACCUGAAUCACAUGAUAUGGAGGGGCUUGGAACACCUGAAUCACAUGAUUGGGAGGGGAUUGGAACACCUGAAUCACAUGAUUGGGAGGGGGGAUUGGAACACCUGAAUCACAUGAUUGGGAGGGGAUUGGAACACCUGAAUCACAUGAUAUGGAGGGGGGGGGGACAAUACUUGGGGCGAUAUAGUUCAGCUGUA